Messenger RNA from Toxorhynchites rutilus septentrionalis, 1217 nucleotides. RefSeq names its product ATP synthase subunit gamma, mitochondrial (gene ATPsyngamma). The coding region runs from base 169 to 1062 and encodes 297 amino acids. The record is from RefSeq and is a predicted model, not a curated record. Gene Ontology annotation, biological process: proton motive force-driven ATP synthesis. Lineage: Eukaryota; Metazoa; Arthropoda; Insecta; Diptera; Culicidae. The transcript is spliced from 4 exons. Gene Ontology annotation, molecular function: proton-transporting ATP synthase activity, rotational mechanism.
GCCCUGCAUCGAGCACACAUGUUGGAUUGACUGAAACUUCUGAGCUCGACCAUUUUUUUGACAUCCGCUAGUUUUUUGGCGAAGGUAGCUGCGAUUGAUUAGAAAAAAGGAUAAUAUUCUUUUCAUUCAGGAAUCCUAAUUACCUAGUUCGGUGAAGACAGACAAAAAAUGUUCAAAUCCAUUGCACCGAUCCUUUGUCAAGCUCCAGUGGAGACUUGCCUUGGCCAGCAAAACCGCGGCAUGGCUACACUGAAAGCCAUCUCCAUUCGUUUGAAGUCGGUCAAGAACAUUCAGAAGAUCACUCAAUCGAUGAAGAUGGUGUCUGCUGCCAAGUAUUCCCGCGCAGAACGUGACCUUAAGCAGGCCAGACCCUAUGGUGUUGGUGCCCAGCAGUUCUACGAAAAGGCUGAGGUUGUCCCAAAGGCGGAAGAGCCCAAGAAACUGUACAUCGCUAUCACCUCAGACAGAGGUUUGUGCGGAGCGGUUCACACCGGAGUGGCCCGUCAUAUUCGCGGUGAGUUGGCUGAGGAUGCCAACAUCAAAGUUAUCUGCGUCGGUGACAAGUCACGAGCCAUAUUGCAACGUCUUUACAGCAAGAACAUUGAGAUGGUGUGCAAUGAAAUUGGGCGUCUGCCACCAACCUUCUUGGAUGCGGCAAAACUCACCAAUGCCAUUCUGAAUCUGGGAUACGAUUACACUGAUGGAAAGAUCAUCUACAACAAGUUCAAGUCUGUCGUCUCGUACGCCGUCGCUGAUAUGCCAAUCUUCAGUUUGAAGUCUGUUGAAGCUGCUGAAAAACUGCCCGUAUAUGAUUCGCUCGAUUCCGAUGUCAUCCAAAAUUACUUGGAAUUCUCAAUGGCUUCGUUGUUGUUUUACGCGAUGAAGGAAGGCGCUUGUUCGGAGCAGUCAUCCCGUAUGACUGCUAUGGACAAUGCUUCCAAGAACGCCGGUGAAAUGAUUGACAAAUUGACAUUGACCUUCAACAGAACUAGACAGGCUGUCAUUACCCGAGAACUGAUUGAAAUCAUUUCGGGUGCUUCUGCUCUUGAAACCAAGGAUUAGAUGCAGACGGGUUUAUAACAUUCGAGCAGUUCCAGAACAUCAUUUCAAUGUGGUUUAAAAUCGUAUAUCUGUGUCGAGUUGCGGCAAAACACUGCGUUAACAUCUAAGCGAUAAAUAGUUCACAAUGUUCGAUUAUAUAAAAAUAGUAACAGAGA